AUGAUCCAAAAAAUCUACAACCUUCUCUUGGAAGAUUUUCAACACGACGAAAAUAUAAAAGAUUCCAUGAUCCUCUGGAUGAAAGACCUGGGAAAGACUAUUCAAAUCGAAGAAUGGAAAAAAGUCUGGAAGUCUAUGAAAUUAAUGAGGGCAGUAGCAUUUAAGGAAAAUAUAUUCAAGAUAUUCCAUAGAUGGAAAAUCCAGGAUGAAGAACUGAAAAAAUUCGCUUCCCGAAUCACAGGCCUCUUCCAAAAUCAGGAUUUUGGGAAUGAAACCAUUGAUUGCUUGCAAAGAUUAUUCCUUAUUGUCUCAGCUACCAAAUAUGGACGGAGAUUGGAUGGCAGAUUCGUGGAGCUCCUGCAGACGGCGUUGCAGCCACCCAAGUCCCCCAAGCAAGUCCAGGUUUUGUGUGCUGCUAUCAUGCGAGAAAUGCUGCCGUGCAACGACCUGUCUGUGUCAUGGGAUAAGAUCCAGGACACCGAGCUCUUGAGUCUAACGUUCCCCAUCUUACUGGCCCAGGGCAACGCAAAGGCAGAGGUAGAAGCCGUGGGGCAGCGGCUGGUCAGAGCCCUGGAAGGCAGACUUCCCGAAGGUCAGAGCGCGCGGCACCUCCUGCCCCUCCUGUCAAAGGUCAUCAGCCUGGCGCCGGCGAGCCUCAGCGAAGACCAGAUCAACCUUCUUAGCAAGCGGAUGGUGGACUGGCUGAGGUACGCCAGCGUUCAGCAAGGAACGCCCCAGUCCUCGGGAGGCUUCUUCAACCCCCGCGCACGGCAGCCUGGCCCCGUCACGGAAGUGGACGGGACGGUCGCCACGGACUUCUUCACCGUGCUGUCGGUCGGCCAGCAUUACACGGAGGACCAGUGGCUUAACAUGCAGGCAUUCUCCAUGCUCCGGAAGUGGCUCUUGUGCUACGGGAGCGGCGGGGCGAGUGGUCCGAACUCGGAUGACAAAUCGGAGGUGGACGGCUCCAUCAUGUCGAUGGUCUCCGUCACCUCCAGUUCCAGCCGCUUGCUCCCCCCGAAGGAACGCCUGAGGGAGAAGGCCUUCGAGUACUGCCAGCGGCUUCUGGAGCAGAGCAACCGCCGGGCCCUGAAGAAAGCAGAUGGGGAGCUGCAGAAAGCUUGUCUCAUCGAAGCGGUCACCAUCAUGGACAUCAUUUGCAAGCAGGACUCCUCCUACGUCUACCGCUCCCUCUCCUGCCUGAAGAUCUUGCACGGCCGGGUCAGCGGGGAUCUCUCCUACGCACGGGUGCUGCUGCCCAUUGCCCAGUUCUUCCUGAACCACAGUGAGACGGCCGCCGUCGACUCGGAAGCGGUCUACAAGCACCUCUUCACCAAAGUGCCGGCCCAGCUCUUCCACAGCCCGAUGCUGGCGUACGAGUUCGUCCAGUUCUGCCGACACAACGUCUCUUUCUUCGCGGAGCACUGCUGUGUCUUCCGCCAGAGCACCCCGAAUCUGUUCAAGUUCCUUGCAUGGAAUAGCCCAGCCCUGAUUGCUGAGUUCAUGGACCUUUUACCAGCCCUGCUCGGGGCAGAUAACGCUGUGGAGAUCUUUCACCUGUUGCUGGACCUGCCGUGUUUAACGGCUGCCUUGGACAUCCAGUUGAGAUGUGCCCAGAUGCCGAUGUCCGAGCGGACUGCUUUGGACCCAGGGCUGAAGCCGUCCACCUGCCUGGAAGCCUUCCGUCACCCACAGUACCGGGGCCUCUUCCAGUACCUCCUCCGGGUCGAGUCUGCUCCGGGAGAUGCUGGCAGGUUGACUCCCCUCCGCCAGCUCCUGGGCCCCAUGGCCAGUUCCCCCCGCGUGGUCCUGUGUGCCGAGAGCGUCCCCGUCUUACUGCGGCUCUUCUUUGGAGUGGUGGCUGAGUUUGCGGACGGGGCCCUCGCCAACAAGCUGGUCUUGGCGUUGCUGGAGCGGAGCAGCCAGCUCUACGAGAUCCCAGCGUUCCAAGCCGAGAUGCACCAAGUGAUGGGCGCGCAGCUGCCGAUUCUGUGCAAACAGCACCCGUCGCUGGUAGUGGAACUGGCCAAGCCGCUCCUGGAGUUUUCGGGAACGGUCACCAACCUUCAGAGUAAGGAGGGGAUCUUCACCCACGUGGUCUGGGCCAUUGGGGAGUACGCCUCGGUCCAGCAUGACCGGCGGUGCACGGCGGAGCAGAUCAACAAGUUCUUUGAGGCCCUGGAGGCCAUGCUCUUCGAGAUCACACAGCUGCGGCCCUCCGCCAGCCUCCCCCGGCACGCCCCCCGCGUCAUCACCGUCCUCAUGACCGCCCUGACCAAGCUGGCGUCGCGCAGCCAGGACCUGAUCCCAAG
Gekko japonicus is the source of this 2312-nucleotide messenger RNA. It is a transcript of the gene AP5Z1, whose product is annotated as adaptor related protein complex 5, zeta 1 subunit. Gene Ontology annotation, cellular component: AP-5 adaptor complex. The annotation marks the transcript as partial. The record is from RefSeq and is a predicted model, not a curated record. The transcript is spliced from 16 exons. Lineage: Eukaryota; Metazoa; Chordata; Lepidosauria; Squamata; Gekkonidae.